GUUUCCACAGAAGAACAACAAUGAUAUUCAUAUGACCUCUGAAAUUACUGAGUAGCUCGUUUCUAGGAAUAGUUCUGCCCAGACAUAUCCAAACAUCGGUUAUACUGAGAUACUUCAGCUCGACUUUAGCGAGGGAUAUCACCGAUAUUUGCCAGGUCUUCACAUGCAAUCAUGACUACAGAGACUCAAUCUUUGAUGAACUUGUUCGAUCCAUCUAAACUUCAGGAAUCACAGAAUGAGAACAAUAUGCUUUUAGAAGAAUGGCUUUCAACACCAAUGACUGAAGCAAAGAUAACAACAGCAGCACCAAUAAUAGCAACAACCAUUACACUGGAAGCCAUACAAAACUUACUCUACUCUAGUGGAUAUCCUGUUGAAGAAGCCAAUAUGGACACAGAAUUUGGCCCAUUUGAAGAUACGCAGUUUGACGUUGUGGUCGACGUAGAAACUACAUCCCUGGAAAAACAGCAAGAAAAAGAAGAAGAAAAAGAGGCUUUCACAUGUGAUCUGUCAGAUGACUCAUUACAAGACUACUGCUCCGAUCUUUCAGAUGUAUCUGAAGAUGACCUAACUAUUUUACCAGACAUGGUUAUGUCAGACAGUGACCUGGAACUAAGCUGUGAUUCAGGAAUUGAAGCUGAACUUUAUGACAUUCAAGAAAAUAAGAAUGGUAAUUGUGAAAAGUGUCAGAAAUCAGCCAAGAAACACAAUGCCGAACCCUGUGACAAGUGUGGAAGCUAUGAUCAAAAAUCUCCAAAGAAACGAACUCAAAGAAAGUCAAAACAAGACAAAACUGAAAACAAAGAAGACACCAUUCCCCAUGCCAACUGUCAGUUCCUUUGGGAAUUCCUCCAUCACCUACUUGAAACCAAGGAUUACGAUGACUGUAUUGCCUGGAGGAAUCCUCAGAAAGGUAUCUUCAGAAUGGUAGACCACAACAUGGUAGCCAAGCUGUGGGGAAAACAGAAAAAAAGAAAGAACAUGACAUACGACAAGCUCAGUCGUGCUCUCAGAUAUUAUUACAGUAAAAACAUCCUGGCUAAAGUCAGUGGACAAAGACUUACCUAUAAGUUCUGCCGCACCCCAAGUGGGAAGAAAUACCCCUCGUGAAUCAACUAGCAAAUCCACACAGUGUACAUGUUAAGUAAAUUCGCAAUGUUUGCAAAUAUUUUAAUACAGAACGUCUAAGACGUUGACAGUGAGACGAUGGUCUAUAAGACUGUAGGUCUGCCAUUACGCUUGUAAUAUAUCAAUCCUCCUUCUCAGGACGGCUAAAUUAUGGCAACGACACUAGGUUAUACCAACUCAUGAAUUCACCUCAAGUCAGACCACAUCAUUCCCUAGAGUGUCAUUUCUUUGUUGCAAAUGAGAAGCCACAUGGAUAUGGAUACAACUCAAGCAAAAACGCUUAUUCUCAAGGGAAUGACACGUGGUAUGAAAUGAGAAAACGUCACACCCAAAGCUUGCACAUCUAAACUUGCAGUCUGUACUAUAGUGAAUAUCAUAACCGGCUGACAGAACUAUGUACUAUAAUAUCCACUUAUACCGCCACAUAUAUGACACUGUGGACUUGUAGUUUAAAUAAAGGAUUUUUAGCAGUCAUAUUAUUUUAGAGGGGUUGGGGUAAAAAUCAACGGCAAGGGGCUAAAAAUCAUCUCAUCUCUGCAGAGCCCCUCUCUCUUGGCUAAUUUGCAUGUUAGUUCCUAAAGACAUAUAACAUACACACAACCUGGAAAAUAGUUGUAAGUCAGUUAUUUUAGAAAAUGGACCAAAUAUACACAGGAAAUGAUUCCUAGAAAUUAAUUUA
Molecule: messenger RNA, 1807 nt
Organism: Actinia tenebrosa (Australian red waratah sea anemone)
Lineage: Eukaryota; Metazoa; Cnidaria; Anthozoa; Actiniaria; Actiniidae
Biological process (GO): cell differentiation; regulation of transcription by RNA polymerase II
Cellular component (GO): nucleus
Molecular function (GO): DNA-binding transcription factor activity, RNA polymerase II-specific; sequence-specific DNA binding
Source: RefSeq, a predicted model, not a curated record